GAGGGUCGAAGGCUGGGCUCCAGCGCUUCGGGGAUCCCCCGAGGCCGUCGGCCCGGCCCACCUAGCGGCUGCCCAGCCCUGCCCACCCACCCAGGCGGGCUGCGGGUGCUCUCGGCCACUGGCUCAGAUCGUGCAGGGAGGGCGGGCCUCGGGCAGACCUGGCGCCCCGACUCCGGGCCUGGAUGUCCGUCCCGCCCUGGCCUCCCGCCCUCCGCCACCACCCCUAGCCUCUCUGACUGAGCUCGGAGUCCCGGAGAGGAUUAACACCUGGGGAGACUGAAGCUCCUGUUAUCAAGGAGGCCACCACAGGGACUGGGGCACUCCUGACGUCAGAAGUAAGGGGGCAGGUUGACUGACCACACGCAUCUCCCAGAGUCGGCAUGAGCUCCAGGAUCUCAUCUACUCAGGGCUGGUUUAGCAGCCGCCCACCCACCACUGAGCCCGACCUGGAGCCUACCACUGACGGACCCACUUCUGAGACCCUCAGCCCAGAAGCCACAAGCUUCAAUGACACUAGAGUCCCUGACACAGCCAGUGGGGCGGCUGGUGUGGGCACCAUGCUUCUGUCCUUCGGAAUCAUCACGGUGAUUGGCCUGGCUGUGGCCGUGGUUUUCUACAUCAGGAAGAAGAAGAGGCUGGAGAAACUGCGCCACCAGCUCAUGCCUAUGUACAACUUUGACCCCACGGAGGAGCAAGACGAACUGGAGCAGGAGCUGCUGGAGCACGGGCGAGAUGCAGCCUCUUUGCAGGCCAUGCAAAACAAGAGCACCCUCCCCUCCCAGGGCCCUCUGCAGAGGCCCAGCCGACUGGUGUUUACUGACGUGGCCAAUGCCAUCCAUGCGUGAGUGGCCCAAGAACAGGCCUGGACCUCUGAUAAAGACACCUGCCACCGCGCCCACAGAGCCGCCCAUCACCUGGUUGUCAGACCUAUUCUCAGGACCUGCCCUGCCAAGACAGGAAAGGGCUGGCCAGCCCCAGCUGCUCUGCGGACCUACCUGCUGACUCUCCAGGCCAGCCAUCUAGCCACUGACCUCUCCUAGCCUGACAGCCCGACAUGGAGGGCAUUCUUCACACUAGGCCAAUCCAGAGCCACUGCUGGCUUCCUUACCUCCUGGCCACACCCCUCACACCAAGGUCUGCUUCUCUAAAGUGGAAGAAAUGGAGAGAGACCUGGGAUGAGAGGGGAAGGGGGAGGAGGGAGGUGGCUCCCCUCUGUCAGGGAGAGACCUUGUUUCUGGAAUCUGGGGCUUCCUCCAGGGUAGAAAGAGGCCACUACCCAGGUCAUGGAGACCGGGUAGGACAGCACCUGUUACAGGCCCUGAGUUGCCCAGGAUGGAGCUGAAACUUCUCAGUAGGCAAGAUGCCUGGGAGAAGGGCUGCUCACACCCAAGGUCCAUCCAAGUCACAGAGCACCCGUGCUGUCUCCCGGCCACCUGUCCCUGUUCGCUGUGCCCAAGGAAGGGUGGAAGCUGAGGGAGAAGGAGCUAGGGGAAAUGAUGUGGAGGGACAUAGGCCCGAGACCUACGGAGAGGCCGCCGCACCCACACGAAUGGGUCCACAAACAGACACACGCCUGUCCCAGCACAGGGGCAGGAGGGAGACCUCUGCACGGGCUCUGCCCUCCAAGCCCACCCGCAUGCCAUGGUGCGUAGUGGGGGAUCAGGUAGGCUGCUUCCCCUGAUUUCUGCGGUCAAGGGUGGUAAGGAAGAGGGAAGUGAGGCCAGGUUCUGCUGUCCACUGCAUGUCCUCGCUGGGCUCAAUAAGCCGACUCCCUGUCCAAAUCGGGGGGACCUGGGGCUCAGGGAGAGCUCAGAGGGCAGGUCCUAGGCUGGAGGCCAGUGGGAGUUCCUUCCACCUGAAAGGGGUCCCUUUCGGGAAAAACACCGAAGAAGCCUAGCCACGUUUUCAUCUUCCCCCAUCUGUAUGGGGAGGGCUUCUCAGCGCUUGUCGAGUGGGAGCAGGGUCUCGGCCCUUGGCCUCCUCUCUGGCAUUGCAGGGUGGCGGCUGAUGCCAGUGGCGUCUGAGCGGAGCAUGAGCAGGCCAGACCUCGAGGGCUGGGCGAGUCUUCUGCACUGCGCAUGCGUGCACUCAUGGCGGUGCACAGAGGCGUCUCCCCUCGCCUGCCUCACCACCUCACUGCCCUGCCCUGCUCGGACGGGACGCAGGCUGGCACAGACGGGUCUUCCACUGGCUGUCAGGGGUGACAGCUUCGGAGGUCCUGCGGGGAAGCUUCUCAAUGCAUUCCCUCCUCUAGACACUAUGAACGUAUCAGCCCUUGAGCAACUGGAGGGCUGCGGGUAAUUUAGGAUGCACAGAAAGCUGUAAUUUAACUCACAGUAUCUCGCUGUGAGAGCAUUAAAGAUGUAAUUAAGAUGUUUA
Messenger RNA from Chinchilla lanigera (long-tailed chinchilla), 2379 nucleotides. RefSeq names its product chromosome unknown open reading frame, human C3orf18 (gene CUNH3orf18). NCBI's taxonomy places the organism in Eukaryota, Metazoa, Chordata, Mammalia, Rodentia, Chinchillidae. The transcript has 5 exons. Bases 381 to 845 code for a protein of 154 amino acids. The record is from RefSeq and is a predicted model, not a curated record.